Messenger RNA from Episyrphus balteatus (marmalade hoverfly), 3131 nucleotides. It is a transcript of the gene cu, whose product is annotated as nocturnin. The coding region runs from base 387 to 2597 and encodes 736 amino acids. Gene Ontology annotation, biological process: circadian rhythm. NCBI's taxonomy places the organism in Eukaryota, Metazoa, Arthropoda, Insecta, Diptera, Syrphidae. The record is from RefSeq and is a predicted model, not a curated record. Gene Ontology annotation, molecular function: poly(A)-specific ribonuclease activity. The transcript is spliced from 6 exons.
UUUUAUUUUUUCAUUUAUUCGUACGUAGAAUGAGAAUGUCGAUAGCCUCGGCUUGGACCAUAUAAAUAAAGAAUUUCCAUCGUCUCUCGGAUUACUAGUUUAAUGUUCUAAACGUGCAAUUGCGCGCAAACUUACUAUACUACUACUCGCAAUCAACGGACGUUUUACACGCUUUUUUUUGUCUUAACAAUUUUUGUAUCUUUCGUGUUUUUUCUUUGUGAUUUUUAUGUGAAAUUAAUUUAAUAAAAAAAAUACUAAACUGUGUUCGAAGGACUUCCUGACUGAAAAGUGAUUGAUCUUUUAAGUGUUUUUCGGCAACAAAAAAGUGACAAAAAUCGCAUGAAACAAUCGACACUUUAACGCACCUUCUUUGUGUCACAUUAAAAAUGCAAUCGCAUCAAAGUUUAUUCACUGGGCAGAGUGUAAACGGCCAUAAACGUCGCCCUUCACUCGGUAAAUCAAUGCCUGUGACUUCGUUGCUGCUGAAUUUGUCAGCGCCAACUUUUAAGGAUUACUCGAGUUUGUCAAAGGACGGUCGGUCACCCGAAUUUGAACGCCCUCCGUUGUUCUUUAACGUACGUAAAUCUAGCGGAAGUGAAUACAGUUCUCCAGAUGAGAGCAUAGAUAAGGAUUUUGAAAUUUUAGAAGCUCCUAAAAAUGAGGACCUGGAAGGUGACUCUAAACCCCAAGCUCCUUGUUUAAAUUGUCAAAACUCUGAGGGUGCUGAUAAUAACCCCCUAACAGAAUUAUGCAAAAUACUUUGCACAAAAGAGUGCUGUGAAGUUCCACAAAUCCCAGCCAUAGAACUGCCUAAGGAUAACAUACGUCAACCAUUGCACAGACCACCUUCAAGAAUCGACUUGCAACGCAAACAAUUCCUCACUGAUAUGUUGGGUUUGAAUAAUGACGAUGAUGACCAGAAUUCUGCUGUCUUAGGGCAAAAUGACCCUGAGCUGGUUGAGAUAGUCGCGGAUAUAAUUGACAACACAGCUGCCUCAACUACAUCCGCCGCCACCACUGCCGUUGCAACCAAUACAACAGAGGCAGCUGUUGACCGGCAAUAUCCGUCAUCGUUAUGGUCAGCAGGUACGCCCCAAGAAAGUGCAAUGCUGAAGGAUUUUCGUGAAAAGUUCGCCAUUGCGGAAGCUUUAGCUAAAACCUCGGCAAUGACCUCGCCAGCAGUUAAGAGACGCUUGGCCGCACGCAGAGUUGAAAUGGAACUAGACGACUCUGAGGAGAAUGAAAAUCCUCAUCGUCGUUGUUUGGUUGCUACCGACAACACAACCACCACCGGUUCGCAUGCACCUAAAAUUGAAAACGGAAGUGAAUAUGAACCACCACGGGACUUGCUGUUGUAUCUUGUGAGGAUGGGAUCAUUUAAUUCUGCGCCAAAAAUCAAUAAUAUCGAUUCACAAGAUGAUAGUCUUGAAGUGCCACAAGGUUUGAAUACCAGUGAAUUAUUGCAACAUAUAAAACAUUUGCGUGGUGAGAAUCAACCUCAAUUAUUGACAAGAUAUUUUGUGAAACAAUCAAUUACACCAUCGUUGGUUUCAAAUGAUAUUACCGAUGGAUUGAGCUUCCUUAAAUUAAAUUCCAUUUCUAAAGUCUGUAGUGCUCCAAUAAGUGCACCAAAUCACAUUCGAUUGCUACAAUGGAAUAUUUUAUCACAGACUUUGGGACAAAACAAUGAUGGAUUUGUCCGGUGUCCAGAUGAGGCUUUGACGUGGGAUCACAGAAAAUACCUAAUAGUACAAGAAAUUUUGCAGAAUAAUCCGGAUGUCAUUUGUUUGCAGGAAGUUGAUCAUUUUAAAUUCCUGGAAAACAUUCUCGGUUCACAAAACUAUGGCGGUAUAUUCUUCCCAAAACCCGACUCACCUUGUCUGUAUAUCGAAGAGAACAAUGGUCCCGAUGGAUGUGCUGUAUUCUACAAACGUGACAAAUUCGAGUUGAAAAACUUUGAAACUCAUGUUCUCGAAGUGUGGCGGGUUCAGAGCAAUCAAGUUGCUAUUGCAGUAACUCUCGAAGUCAAAGCAACUGGCAAGGAGAUUUGUGUCUGCACAACUCAUCUCAAAGCUCGCCAUGGUUCAUUGUUAUCCAAAUUACGUAAUGAACAAGGAAAAGAUCUCAUACGUUUUGUUAAGAAUUUCGCUGGAAAUCGUCCCGUUUUGAUAUGUGGCGAUUUUAAUGCUGAACCAAUUGAACCAGUUUAUUCAACAAUUUUAAGUAGUGAAGGCUUAAAUCUAUCCAGUGGUUAUGCGGACAUUAAAAGAGAACUUGACAAUCUAGAAUCGACUGAAAAGAGCUCGGAAAACAGUGAAAACAAUGAAAAUAGUGAAAAUGCAGUCGAAAACUAUGCCGAAGAAUUAGCCAACUGUGAACCUCCUUACACAACAUGGAAGAUUCGGGAAGAAGGAGAAGUUUGUCACACUAUUGAUUAUGUAUUUUAUUCAAAGGAUCAAUUUAAGGUGAAAAACUGCUUAGAAUUCCCACAAGGUGAUGAAAUUGGUAAAAAUCGUACACCAAGCUAUCAAUAUCCUUCCGAUCAUUUUUCAUUAGUUUGUGACUUUGAAUUACUGGGCAAUUCCAACAAAAAAUAACUCAAAAAGAACGACGAAAGCAAAGAUUCAGGGGUGAAGGCUUUGCAGAAGAGAUUCGAUAAGAUUGGAUAACUUUUCAAAAUCAUUGGAAUCCAAUUAUAUUGUGAUAUUAGUUAUUAGAUAUUCAUUAUAAUAGAACAUAGUCAAAGGAAUUAUUAUUAUUAUACUAUAUUUGCAGAAAUCUUUGUUUUUUUUUUUAACUGCAGUAAUGUUUCAAAUACAUAUUUUAAAAAAGGGGGACAUCUUCAGUUUUGCUUUAUUUAAAUUUGUUUUCUAAUUAAUAAGAUAAAUGUUGUUGUAUUUUUUUAAAUUUUGACAAAACACGCCAAAAAAGCUUAAAACUUAACACAUUAAUUAAGAAGCAAAUGUUAAAUGCAAUUGUUGCAAACCACACAUACACACACACACAAAAAAACACCUAAACAUGUAAUGUUAACUUAUUUUUGUAAGAAUAUUUUUUUUUUUAAUGAAAUUAACAAAUUUUUGAUAAAUGUUUCAAUAAAAUUGGUAUGGCAUUCAUAUAUGAUAUUAUAA